AUGAGCGACCAUACCUCGACCCUCACAGCUAUAGACGCUGUCAGCGCCUCAGCGCUAACACUCUACUAUCGCGCCAAGCAAGCCGGCCCAGACCUUGACAAUGUGGUCCCCGUCAUCCACUCCCUGUCAACCGCCCUCAAGCACUUGAAAUUCGAAGCCGAUGAUCCCGACUCCGUCCUCAACUCCCCGCGCGGCCCGGUCUACUACCGCCAGCUCAACCCCGCCAUAGAAGACUGCGAUUUUACUCUGCACCAGCUCGGGACUGUCCUCUCCAAAUACGAAAGCGGCGCCAUAUCCGGAUCUGACCAGCACGAUAUACUCGCGCUCAUCCGCAAGAAGCUCGACGAGCAGAAGCUCCAGGUCGAGUUGUUCCUGGACACCGUCCAACUCCAGAGCCCGAUCAAGACCAGCGCCGGCCUCGCUUGUUCGAACCCCGAGAGUCUCGAGGCGAUCAAAGACAAAGUUGAUACUAUCGCGAGGAAGAUUUUUGCUAGAAAGGACUCUGGCUUCGUCGAUGACGACAAUGUGCUUUGGGAGCGCUUCAGGGAUGAGCUCAUCCAAGAAGGGUUUUCCCCAGAGGUCCUACGGAAGCACAAGGAGGUUUUGAGGGCCUACAUUAGAGAGCUCGAGAGCUCGGGCACUCUUGACAACGGCCUGCCCGUUUCUGUGCGAGGACUUCUCGAAAAGGGCCGCCCACAUCCUCAGGAACUCCCAUAUCUAACCAUGUCUCCCACGUCAUACAGCCAGCCCCCACCCCUGGCGCUCCUGGCGGUGAUUGGUGACUGGGCUUUGGAGAAACGAGCCUCUGGCAGCGAUCAUGGCUCUCCCAAUUUCGACUCUUUCCGGACCCUAAUCUCCACGCACGACCUCCUCAACACGGAUCUGCCGACCCAGUUUAGCGGCAUGUACGUCUCUCCCGCCGUCAUGCAGGCUAUCCAGAGCUACAACUCAUCGCCCCCGAGAGUUAGCCAAGACGGGCUCAACCCCGAUCAAAACGGCAACGAGAUUCCCCUCGACGCCACCUGGACGAAGAUCAAGCGGAGCCUCGUCAGUCUUCUCGUUCUGGACCGCGCUGGGGUGCGGUAUGAGGCCCGUCCCGACUUUGUCGCCGUUCUUGGCGUGCUGUCGCGGGAGCAGGUCCAGGACUUUGCCAGGCAGAGCGAAGAGGUACGCGCCGCUCGAAACCGAGCCGCCGCCGGCCGCCCCUACUCUCAUCCCGCUCCCCCGGAGGCAAAAUUCCGCUGCACCAGCGAUACCUCGGAAGAAACGAGAAACGCCCGUCCCGACUACAAAACCGCCGAUGCCCAGAGCGAUGACAAGGGUACCAAGUCGUACCCAUUCAUCGUGCAUCCACCCGCCGAAAAGGACGAGGCCCAAUCUCCCUCCAGCACGGUGAAGCCGAAACCGAUCCUCAAGAACAAGAACGAGAACCGCGUUCACUUUGGCCCCAACCCAUACGAAACCCGGGCGGACGAUGAUUCCACUUCUCCCCGGCGACCCAAGGACCAGGAUAAGCCCAAGAGGAGGUCCCGGGGCGGUGACGCACUGUACGCAGCGGGUUUGGGCGGUGCUGCUGCUAGCUUGAUGAGUGUGCUUGCCGAAGCCGCCGCGUCGUUGUGA
Molecule: messenger RNA, 1620 nt
Organism: Parascedosporium putredinis
Lineage: Eukaryota; Fungi; Ascomycota; Sordariomycetes; Microascales; Microascaceae
Source: the annotation of a GenBank genome assembly